Pseudoliparis swirei is the source of this 1350-nucleotide messenger RNA. Its product is annotated as cullin-5-like. Gene Ontology annotation, molecular function: ubiquitin protein ligase binding. Gene Ontology annotation, cellular component: SCF ubiquitin ligase complex; Cul5-RING ubiquitin ligase complex. The record is from RefSeq and is a predicted model, not a curated record. Gene Ontology annotation, biological process: SCF-dependent proteasomal ubiquitin-dependent protein catabolic process; protein ubiquitination. NCBI's taxonomy places the organism in Eukaryota, Metazoa, Chordata, Actinopteri, Perciformes, Liparidae. Bases 13 to 1128 code for a protein of 371 amino acids. The transcript has 7 exons.
GUUGAGGGUAACAUGGCGACGUCUAAUUUGCUACUAAAGAACAAAGGCUCCCUUCAAUUUGAGGACAAAUGGGAGCUGAUGCGUCCCAUAGUGCUGAAGCUGCUGCGGCAGGAGUCCGUCACCAAACAGCAGUGGUUCGACUUGUUCUCAGACGUCCACGCUGUGUGCCUGUGGGAUGACAAAGGUCCAGCAAAGAUCCACCAGGCCCUCAAAGCGGACAUCCUAGAGUUCAUCAAACAAGCACAAGCACGAGUGUUGAGUCACCAGGACGACACGGCGUUGCUGAAGGCCUACAUCGUGGAGUGGAGGAAGUUCUUCACGCAGUGUGACAUCUUGCCCAAGCCUUUCUGUCAGCUGGAGAUUACUCUGAUGGGCAAGCAAGGAAGCAACAAGAAGUCCAACGUGGAGGACAGCCUGGUCCGCAAACUGAUGCUGGACACGUGGAACGAGUCCAUUUUCUCCAACAUCAAAAACAGGCUACAAGAUAGUGCCAUGAAGCUGGUCCACGCUGAGCGGCUGGGAGAGGCCUUCGACUCCCAGCUGGUCAUCGGAGUGAGAGAGUCCUACGUGAACCUGUGCUCCAACCCUGACGACAAGCUGCAGAUCUACAGGGACAACUUUGAGAAGGCGUACAUGGAUUCUACCGAGAGGUUCUACAGGACACAGGCGCCCGCCUACCUCCAGCAGAAUGGGGUCCAAAACUACAUGAAAUAUGCUGAUUCGAAGCUGAGGGAAGAGGAGAAGCGUGCUCUGCGAUACCUGGAGACGAGACGUGACUGUAACUCUGUACAAGCAGUGAGUGUUCUACAGUCACACUCCAAUGUUCUAUGGAGUGUCCUCUCUCUUUUACAAAGUGAAACUUGUGUUAAUAAGAUGCAGUUUUUGUUUUUAUAUAUUUUUUUAUAUACUUUUUUUUUCUUCACUGUAUUUUGUAUUAGUUUUAAUUUCAUGUUGAUGCAUUUACACUUUUUUUUAUAUUUGUGUGUAUAUACUUGUAUACAUUUGACUUUUAUAUUUACUUUUUAUGAAAAGAACAGUUUAGGGAAAUAUGUACUAGUGCGUUUCCUUUGUUUCCGACUGAUAUUAGAAAUCUCCCAACUCUCUCUAGUGUUCAACCAUAGAAACUAAACUCAUCUGUCGAGAGCCUUUGCUCACAGACUGUUUCGCUCAAACAGGAGUGGACGGAUCAACUUGUGUUUGUCAAAGAAUAGUUACAGCGCAUAACUAAACAAACCACAAGUUUUCGACAUGAGAUUAAAAUCUUAUCUCUGUUUCAGAAACAAAACAAUCGAGCCCGUUUCCCCAAAUGUUUGUGCUGCGCACAUCUCUCUCGUGUUUCCGCUGCAUUGU